This is a messenger RNA of Trypanosoma cruzi, 8198 nucleotides long. RefSeq lists its product as uncharacterized. The record is from RefSeq and is a predicted model, not a curated record. The annotation marks the transcript as partial. Gene Ontology annotation, cellular component: extrinsic component of membrane. The transcript has a single exon. Lineage: Eukaryota; Euglenozoa; Kinetoplastea; Trypanosomatida; Trypanosomatidae. Gene Ontology annotation, biological process: protein retention in Golgi apparatus; protein targeting to vacuole.
AUGUUGGAAAAGCAACUUUCUGUCCUUCUGGCAACAUAUCUCAAUCGCUUUAUCUGUGAUCUCAAUGAGGAGCAACUGCGUGUCUCCCUUUGGUCCGGUGACUUGGUACUGCGUGAUCUGGAGCUGCGAACGAACAUCAUUGACCAGAUCAUUCUUUUCCUCUUUCAGGGUCGGCAGGAGGGCGGAGGCCACGAGGAAGCGGCGGGCGGUGAUGCCGCAAAGGCGGUGGCGCAGGCACUCAUGACGCCCUUCACAGUUGUCAAGGGAGUAGUGAAGAAGUUGACGAUCACUGUUCCGUGGUCUGCCAUUGAUCGCGAGCCAAUCAGUGUGGAGGUUCAUGGGGUGGAGAUUCUCUUUGGCCUUUUGCGUGGAAGGCCACACAACGCCGAUGAGGAUGCCGCCCGCGUUAUGGUGGUGAAGCAAAAACAGUUGCAAAUGUUUGAAUUGGGAAGAUUAGACGGUCGAACGGAAGGCCAUGCAGUUGCGACGGGCGCCGCUCUUAAAUCCGACACCGGAGGUGGGGCAAAAAAAAAUCUCUCUUACGUUGAGAAACUCAUCGAGACAAUCAAACGAAAUAUCCAUGUUGUGAUGCGCGAUGUAUCUUUGAACUACGUUGUGAACUAUCACGGUCUCGCUCCGUGUUUUAAAUGUGCGCUUCGCGUGUCGUUGGAUUACAUGUGCGUCACCGCAACGGAUGAGGAGUGGGAGGAUCGUUUUGUCAUGGACCUUUCAAUGCCCUACCGCAAGAAAUUGGUGAUGACCGGGCUGCGGGUUUCAGUCCAUGCAAUAGAAAAACAGCACGCUGAGGAGGCAGAGACUCCGGGCGAUGAAUCGUCAAAGUGGCAGAGGGAGAUGGAUAUCGUUGAGGUGGAGGAUCUCACAAUGUGCCUCCACUUAUCAGGAGGCAAAGAGAGCGCAGAUAUUGAGUUGGAUGCCGCAGAGCAAUCUGUGAUUUCUGUGAAAACAACUGCUCCCAUCCGGCUUCGAGCAUCUUUUGGCGUAAUUGGGUUUUUAGCCAUCAUCAAUGAUUCACUCAAAAAUGGUUUACUGGGGUUGAACUACAGGCAACACCUUCACUUCCUUGCCAAAGGUAACGAGGAGAACCUAACAUGGUCGCAGCGACGCUGGAAAUUUGCUCUUUGUUGCGUCAUGGACGACAUCAGAAGAUCCAAAAACAAAACAAAAGGGCAUCAGCGUUUCAUUGAAGGUGUUGUUCUCUUUGGCAAACGCCGAAGGGAGUAUUGUGCGUUAUGGAAGAGAUGCCAGGGGGUAGAGUGGCUUCCACCCCUUACGUCGGACGAAAAGGAUAAUCUGGAUACUCUGGAGGAAAUCCUUACAGUGGAGCAAAUUGUGUUUUUGCGGUGCCUGGCGUAUGCAGAUCUGAGUAGGGAACGGCAAUCCAUGAGGCAACAAAAGUUGUACAUUGAGGAUGUAAAGAAGCGAAGGGAGAUAAAAAAACAGAGCGUUGAAUCAAGUGGCAGCCGGUGGUGGUGGUGGUGGUGGCUUAGGCAGGGGAAGGCCCAUGAAAGCGCCACCGUGAGUGAGGCAAAUGAAACUGAAAGUGUGGCAGGCGGAUUUGAGGCGGAAUGGGAAUUUGGUUACAAUUUUCUUCAGUGCAUUGCGACAAGACAUGUGGUGGGGAAUUCCAUGAAAUCAUCAUUAUCGUCGUGUCCGGCAUCAACAGCUACCAUGGCGUCUACGAAACCUGUUCUCAUUGACGCGCAGUUUCCACAGGUGGAUGUGGAGUUUGAGCCACACGUCUGGAGGAGCGACCUGUCUGAAAAGAAGCCUCUUCUCUCAUACCUGGAGAAUCUGCAGCAAAAUCUAAAUGCCCGCUUCAAUUCUGUGGAGUUUAAAUACACUCUAACCUCAACUCCACAAGAACAAAUUGUUGGAUUCAGCCUGUCCGUUGAAAGUGCUUCUGUGGGCUUUACCGGAUCUUUGCCAUCCGCUGUGCUAGACACACGUGAGUUGUGUGAAGGGAAAAAGAGGGGAAAGGACGUCGUUGAUAGCACUUUUAUGCGUGAACCUUGGUUGUCCAUCAGUGUCAAUGAAACACAUUCCAUGUUAAGUGCUUUUAUCACCAGCACCUCUCUAACUCUUCAGCCAUGGUGUGAAUUGCAGUGGUGGAUGGCCGGUGUUCAACAUUUUCUGGCAGCACUGCCAGAAUACACGAAGCAGGAAUUCAGCUCUCCCUGUGAAGUGCCCAAUUCGCACAGCCGCUUAUCAUCUUUGCCUACAAUGGAUAUUAACUUUGCUGAAGUUUUUCUUACCGUACCUUUGUUUAGUGCAUACGGGAACGAGAGGAAGCUGGUUGUUCACGCCCCCGACAUUCAUCUAUCCACUGUAAGCGAGAAGAAAGAGGGGCAGAAUGAUCAGCAUCGGCUCAUACGAGAGCCUCCUCCCAUCGUGGGCUUGCAUUUCUUUGUGGGUGAAGAAGAACCAGUUCGACUUUACUGCGAGGGCAUUGGUGACAUUUUGGUGUUAUCCUACGUAAGGGUGGACGUGGCAUUCGCUGAGCAGUUGAGUGCUGAGGUGAGUACGCGUGCCAAGUUGGCAAUUGCCCCCAGCGUGCUUGGACUCAUUAAUAACCACAUGGAAUUUUUGGGGGUUUCACAGGGAGAUGUUGGAGAAUCUCUUCUUUGUGAAGUUAUGAACAACAAUGGGAAGUGGUGCCUGGAGUCAAACAAUGCGCUUUCUGUUGGAGGCACCAUCAUGACAUUUCCAGGAGCCCGAUGCCGCGGUUUACUCCGACUGCUCCACCAGUCGGCUUUCGCACGAGGAGUGGACCACAGAGAAAGGACCGCGCCGUCUGCUGCCGAAGCCACAUCGCCACUGUUGCACCGUUUGGUUUUACGUAUUGACUUUGCACAUGCAACUUUGCGUAACACGAACAACGAGGACGUUGUGGAAGUGGAAAUGCCGGGGGUGGAAAACUCAGGCUAUGAAGAGGCAUCCUCAUUCGGAUCUCUUCCGUCAAAAGAUGCGUUUGUACUAGAUAUGACAUCCUCCGUUAUGAACGGUUACAACAGCUUGAUUUGCCUACCGGAUGUACAUGUCACGGCCCCUUCGGGCCAACACGUAUUUGUGCUUGAGGGUCUGAGAGUCAUGUAUAGCACUACCACCUUGCUGGCUUCUGUGGAAGCCGAGGUGCUGGACAUACGGGUCUGUCAGUCUCUUGUUGAUUGUGUGGAACUGUUGCUGAUGUCCUGUGCCUCAUGGCAACCGACUCCGUCCUCCGAUUUGCUGACGCGUCCCAGCCUGGAGGAAAAUCCAGGCGUGACCGUUUUUUCAGGCUCUGCCGCAAACACUGGCCAAUUCAUAGAGAUGAGUAUAAAACGGUUGAAACUUUGCUUUCAGUUUCACCAGACGGAGGAGUGUGUUGCCGUGCACCUGAACGAAUUGUUACUCCGUGCUGAUAACUCGUGUGGUGGUCAAAAUUUAAAACUACAGGGUUCUCUUGAUAGGGUGGAGUACAUUGUGGAGGACGCGGAGGGUGUGAAAACAUUUACGCUUCUUGCGUCCAGCACCGGCCUUCUGGGAGGCGUAGAGGCCCCUUCCUUCACGUGUAUCGUGGAGAGCACGAACGUCGCGGGCGGUGGCGUUGGUGGGCGAACUCGCGUGUCGUUUUGCAUGAGGGGUGGCAGAGUGGGUGUGUUUUACGCGUACUGGAUGCGGCUGCUCUCGGUGCGGCGCGACCCCACCGUUGUGAGUCUGUUGAAUCUAUUUGACUCUGAUGACUGCAGGUGUGGCUUGCCCGAUACGCCGAAGGCCCCUCAGGAAAUAUCACACAAGUCAACACCGGCGAGUGCUGCGAAAGUUGCCCCCGGCUCGAUUGUCAUUUCGGGUGAAGUGAAAGCGUUGGAGCUGCUUCUUGCAACGGACGCCACCCGGGAGGUGGACUGGCUGAACAGCGAGACUUACUGCUACCUUUUUGUUGAUGGGGUUUCCCUCUUGGCGGAGACUCAAGGAGACAAUGGAAACAGCCGCCACGGCAGCCGAAUUGCGGUCGAAACGCCUCCGUCGCUCCGGGGGCAAUUGAAGCUGUUUGGCAUUUCCCAAUUCUCUCCGGGAGGGUCCGAAGGCGUGUUGCUACCAUUCAUUACGCAGGUGUCUUUAAUUUUUGAGAAUUACACACGGCUGGUGCCAAACGCAGAAAAGAGUGGGUACGAGUAUGUCAAGGGUGGAAGUGAAGACAUGGCAGUUCACGUAUUGAUUGGUCCGUCGGACCGCGAUGACAAGGCGAAGGAAGUGCCGGCGGAGGCGGCGAUGGAUGUCAAACUCACCAUGCCCAUGCUGAAUGCUCUUCUAUGGGUAUUUUCUGCCAACAUUUUUAACGCAUCUCCCUUGGCCGAUGGGGUGCAGGAGUCUGAAGUGACAAUGCCGACAGUGGGGGGUGGGAGGUUGGUGUCCAGGACCGGAUCAUCGUCACCACCACCAUCACUCUCGUUGCUUGUCACCAUUGCCUCGGUGCGCUUUGUUCUCAUUAAGGAACCUGAUAUUUUUGUCAUGCGUGCUCAGUUUCAGGUUUAUUUGUUUGACGGUGGUGAAAGCGAAGAUGCAGUGACGCAGAUGAUCCAUAUCAAUGCUCUGACUAUAGAUGAUAUCAGCCCCAAUCGCCGCGUUAUGAGACGUGAAGUCCCUCAAUGGCAACAGCAACAGCAUGGCAUCACACGAGAGGCACACACAAGUCAAAAGAAGCGGAUGCUUGAAGUGGAGAGUGGAUGCAUCACCACGUUGAGAUUGCUGGAAGGUAUGAACAACACCAUGUUGGCCAUGACAACCAAUGUGGUGCUGAACGGUGUACACUUUUCCACUGCCAGGUGUUCGUGGACGACUCUCAUGGGCAUGCUGCUGCUUGACGUCUCUGCGGCGGCAUGGGCAGCGUUGACAAACGGUUCCUCUAAAGUCCAGGGCGAGUCGACAUCGAAGCCAUUGACGCUGGAAGUGACGGUUCACCAGAUCCAUGUACAACUGGAGCUGCCGUGGGAAGAGCCUCUGGCAGAACUCUCAAUACGCUCCGUGAGCGCGCAGCUUCAUGAGUGUGAUGGAAACAAAAUAGCGGAGUUUUCUUUGGAUGAUCCCAUCUCUUUUACUCCUUAUCUCAAUUACGCACCGCAGGUGAACAUCCUGGAAUGGGGAGAAAUGAGUGAAGAAAAAACGCACACCACUGCGUCAAGGCCUUUUCUUCACGUCAUUUUCACAGAAUCGUACGAGAAUUGGAAGGAAUACGAUUUCCAUACAUCUUAUGAAGAGAAGCCACAGGUUUUUUACCCCAAUAGAGUAGAAGUCACUCUUCAGUCGCCCAGGCUAGUUGCGGAUGUGAAUUUUAUGAUGCGUUUAUUACGCUUUGCGUCGGACGAGGCGGAUGCGUACAGUUUGCUUUUGGGGGCUUCAACUUCCGUAAAGGCAACGCCCAUGACGUUUGUGACCGUGAUGGAUAUUUCCGUGAAGGACCUCCGGGUGCUUUUUUCCACGCCGGAAGCAACACCAGCACCACGCUGGUAUCUUACUGUGGAAGGUGUAAAGUUGACAAAUGAGUGUGCCGAAACGACUGUUAGCGACAAACCUUUAGGAGGAAUGGAAUGCUUGAACUGUUUCUCUAACGUCUACACUGUGAAUGUAUAUGGAGCGUUCCUCUCCUGUCAGCAGCUUUACCCGUUACGGUUACCGAACACUGUGGUACGUGCGCAGAUCCCCAUACCGCAGAGCAUAUUUACUGAGUGGAAGUCAACAGUAUCUGUCACACCCGAUGAUCGAGCGCACGUGCGCUCUACGUUUAACUUUGUUUCGCCCUCAUCACUGACUGACCCCCAAUUGAUGCCUUCUUUUUGUAAGCUUGUUCACAUCCAAACGGAGGAUGAUGCCUCCCUUUCAUUUUCUGCACUUCAUGUGCGAGAUGCACUGCGUGCGCUGCCAUUGCAAGCGCCUUCUGAAGAUGUGCCGCCAUAUUACGUCCCGCCCGUCAAGUUAGCUCAUGCGCCUGUUUGUGCGACUUCUUCCGUCUCGGUUACUCUGCCACGGGUUUCCGUUCGAUUGACGGAGAGCGGUCACGUCAAUGCGACAGCGGAUGCAUCUGCAGACGGUGAAAAAGGUGCAAGCGGCAAUGGCCUUACCAAAAGUGCCGCCGCCGCUGCCGCCAUCCUUGCGGAAAUUCGCUUUCUUGAAGUGGUGGCACUCUCCGCGUCCUUUUUCCCGCAUGACGAGAUAACUAUGCGGGCGCGGCUUUCUAUACAAGGGGCAUUUGAGCUUCUUGACGGGAAUGGCGUUGUUGUAUUGUACCGCCGCGGGAGCGCGACUUUGGCGCAUGAAAAGCAGCAACCCUCUCGACAUUUGCGUGACGCCGAUGACGCCGGGCUUCAAGUGGACGUGAGCGACACCCAAACGGAACGCCGGAUGUGCCUGGAGUCGAAUGGGAUCAUUAUCUCACUGCGGCCGCACACGGUGGAUUUUGUUCUUCGCAUGCAUAACGUUAUUGGUCUUAUGCAUCGUGAAGGGCUCUUUUUGGUUGAAGGCAAACAAAACACGAGCAACAGUUGGGCCAAGAACGAGGGUGACGCCGAUACAGCUGAAAUUCCAGUUUCCCAGAAUGAAAAACAAACAGUGUUGAUUAUUCGUGUUGCUCAUUUUUUGUUGAUAAUGGAGAAUACAGCGCUACUGGAAGCUCGAAAUGUGGAGUCACGUUUAGGCUGGAAAGAUGGAAGCACUGCAGGUAUUGACACUUCCAUUCCGUACAAUAUUUUUAUUGGGGAUCUCUUGUUGCGAGAAACGGAUAGUCAUCAUAUAUUUGUGUCUAUUUCAGCCCUUGAGCUGUCUCUCGGAGUAGGAGAAGUGAUCAUUCGAGCAAAUCCAUUUAUUAUAAAUAACUACGACGUGUUGUUUUACGCGCGUCUUUGGAAUAGUGCGGAGGCGCUUUACCUUUAUGUUCUGCAGAACGUCACAUUCUCAAAGAAACAUGAAGAUGGGUUUCAGCAGACCGUGAUGGUAACUCUUACAGAUGUACGUGUGUGCUUUUUUCUAUCUCGAGAACACCCUGCUUCUGGAGAAACGGCCGGCAGGAUGGAAAUUGUGUUUCCCGUUGUGAUUUUAAAGCAACAGGCGAGCACAGUGGGGAGUCGUGUAACGUUUGAAACGGAAAAUGGUAUCAUACGCUAUCGCCGCCCAGAGGGUCGGCUGCCACCCUUUGUGAAAAAUAUUUGCUUUUCUUGCUUUGUGGAGAACGGCCUUGUGACGCAGUCUUCUUCCGUCAUGAUACGUCUUAGUGGCAUUGAGGCCUUUAUCCCACUUGGGGAUACUUUGCAGUGUUGUGCAGAGGCAGUGGCGCAGGCGUUCCUGCCGCUGCUUUCCGUUUUUUCUACGGUGUACCGCGACGUUGACGUUGGCCCUUCUCCCACGAUUGAUGUACCCGCAACGCCACUAUGUUGCGACAGGCUUGUCUUUAAUGUUCCAUUGGUUUCACUGAAUGUUUGUGCCUCCCAGUCGGAUGAAGAGGAAUUGGUGGAAAGGCCUGCCGUUCUUUUUGGCGUCAGUUUCCGUCACAUCGUCUAUGAGCGAAGCCGCACCGGUGGGAAUGAGAAGACACUUGCCCAGAUUCAAUCCGUCACCAGCACUGUGGACGCAACCCUCCAGAAGGAAUUUGUCAGCGCAAAAGCCCCGAACGGAGUGCUGGAUGAGCCGUCCCAGUGGGCCUUAUACUUCUGUAAAAAGAUUUCAUCGGGCGAGAGAAAGGCGUUUCUCCCCUCAUCAUCUCACACGGAUGAGGAAAAAGAACAAGGCGAGGGUGGAUAUGCAUUACAGCAUGAACAGCUACCUAGGCGUCUUGUAAGUGUUAUUUUCCGCGCCCAUGCCGUCAAACUUACCGUUUCACCAAAGCUUCUUAGCACUCUAAACGAGCACGUUCUUUUACACGUUGCAUCCGGAGUUCAUCGCAUUAGGGGUAUGACGGCAUCGUUGUUUUCAUCCCGUCAUAUGGGAGAUUCUGGAUCUUCGUGGAGUCACAGCUCUGUUAGAGACCCCAAUGAUCGUGUUAUCAUUAUCACAAGUGAUUGUUUUCUGAGCAAUGACCUCACACUGGGUGGAAAAAGUGGAUCAUGUCUUCGAUUUUCAAAGGGGGCCAUUGAAAGCAAUCCGCAUAAUAAAAUAACUGUGAAAGGCAUUAAUCAUGCAAAGGGUUUUGUGUCGAUUUUUGUGACUCCCGA